AUGAGUCUCUGUGAAGAGAAAAAUGAGGAUAUUGCUUGUAAAUUGAGUUCUCCAUCUCCUGAAACAAGCUGCAAUCAACCCAUGAAGAAUCUGCCCUCUGACUUCAGUGAUGUAACAGAGCCCCCUGACCCCAGAAGAAAGACACCGAAAUCAGAGUAUCCAGACCCCAGCAGUGUAUCUGUGAAGAGUAACAGAUCCAUGGUGCAACCCAAUGAAUUCAGAGAUGCAACUGUGACCUCGAAUCCUGUUCUUUUUAAUCUUUCUGAAACCAGAUCUGUGCUGUCCUGUGCAUCCCACUAUCAGACUCACAUCAUUCAGGACAAAACUGAAGCAGUCCUGCAGAAACACACACUGGUGAUUAAAGUAAACCUGCAACAAUUUAGAGUCCAGCACAAAACCAUCAUGAAGAAAAAGUAUGAAAAAUUAUUUGAGGGAGUCAAACACCAAGAGAAUAAAACUUCCCUAAACAGGAUUUACACACAGCUCUACAUCAUAGACGGAGAAGUGAAUGAAGAACAUGAGGUUUUAAAGAUGGAGAAAAAAGCCAGAACAAAACACUUACAAGACACUCCAAUCUACUGCAAUGACAUCUUUAAAUCCUCACCUGAACCAGGAUGUGAGGAGAAAAACCAAAUCAAGACUGUUCUUACUAAAGGCAUCGCUGGAAUCGGAAAAACCGUCUCUGUGCAGAAGUUCAUUCUGGACUGGGCCGAGGGAAAAGACAAUCAGGAUGUCGAUUUCAUGUUUAUGCUUCCUUUUCGAGAGCUGAAUUUAAUUCAAAAUGAUCAGUACAGUCUUCACAGACUUCUGCUGGACUUUCAUCCUGAACUUCAAGAUCUGGACUCAAAGAUUUAUGAGGAGUGUAAAGUUGUGUUCAUCUUUGAUGGUCUGGAUGAAAGCAGAAUCACACUGAUGUUUUCAGAUGAUCAGAAAGUUUGUGAUGUGACUGAGACUUCAUCAGUGGGUGUGUUGAUGUCAAACCUCAUGAAAGGAGAGCUGCUUCCCUCUGCUCUCAUCUGGAUCACCUCCAGACCAGCAGCAGCCAAUCAGAUCCCCUCCAAAUACAUCAACCGUCUGACAGAAAUUCAGGGAUUCAAUGAGUCUCAGAAGGAGGAAUAUUUCAGGAAGAGAAUCAGUGACCAGCAUCAAGCCAGCAGAAUCAUCUCACACAUCAGAAGAGCAAGAAGCCUCCACAUCAUGUGCCACAUCCCCGUCUUCUGCUGGAUCUCAUCCACUGUGCUUCAGAAGCUCCUGAAAGAAGAUGUGAGUGCAGAAAUCCCUCAAACUCUGACUGAAAUGUACAUCCACUUCCUGCUGAUUGAGAUCAACAUGAAGAAUCAGAAGUAUGAAGAGAGAGAUCCAGAGAAACUCCUGCAGUCCAACAGAAAAGUGAUUGUGAAACUUGCUGAAGUGGCUUUCAAACAGCUAAUGAAGGGCAAUGUGAUGUUCUAUGAGGAGGACCUGAUUGAGAGCAGCAUAGAUGUCAAUGAUGCCUCAGUGUAUUCUGGGAUUUGUACUGAGAUCUUUAAGGAGGAAUCUGUGAUUCAUCAUAGGAAAGUCUACAGCUUCAUUCUGUUUCUUGCUGCUUUUAAUGUGUUUUACAGCUAUUUAAGCAGCAACAUGGAGACUCUUAAGGUUAUUGUUCCAAUGCAUAUUAUGCUUAAAGGAGCAGUAGAUAAAGCCCUUGAGAGUGAAACUGGACACCUGGAUCUGUUCCUGCGGUUCCUGCUGGGCGUCUCACUGGAGUCCAAUCAGAGACUCUUACAGGAUCUACUGACACACACAGAGAACAGCUCAGAGAGCAUCAGGAGAACCACACAGUACAUUAAAGAGAAGAUCAAAGAUGGACAUGGACUCUCCACUGAAAGAUCCAUCAAUCUGUUCCUCUGUCUGCUGGAAGUGAAAGAUCAGACUCUGUCCAGAGAGAUUCAGGAGUUUGUGAAAUCAGACAAACACUCAGAGAAGAAACUCUCUCCUGCUCACUGCUCAACAAUCGCCUACAUGCUUCAGAUGUCAGAGGAGGUGCUGGAUGAGCUGGACCUCAAGAAAUACAACACAUCAGAUGAGGGGAGAAGAAGACUGAUACCAGCUGUGAUCAACUGCACAAAAGCCCUUUUUGCUAGCUGCAGUCUUACUGAUCAGGAUUGUGAAAUCAUGUCAUCAGCUCUACAAUCCUCAAACUCUGUCCUGAGAGAACUGGAUCUGAGUAACAAUGACCUACAAGAUUCAGGAGUGAAGCUGCUUUGUGAUGGACUGAAGAGUCCAAACUGUCAGCUGCAGAUACUGAGGUUGUCUGGCUGUAUGGUGACAGAGGAAGGCUGUGGUUAUUUGUCUUCAGCUCUGAGUUCAAACCCCUCACACCUGAGAGAGCUGGAUCUGAGCUACAAUCACCCAGGACAAUCAGGAGUCCAGCUGCUCAAACACAAACUGGAGGAUCCAAACUGUUCACUGCAGAUACUCAAUUUGGACCAUGGAGAACCUUUCAGAAUCAAACCUGGACUGAGAAAAUAUGCAGUGAAUCUCACACUGGAUCCAAACACAGCAAACAAUCAUCUUAUCCUGUCUGAGGACAACAGAAAGAUGACUCACGUGAAAGAGCCGCAGCCGUAUCCUGAUCAUCCAGAGAGAUUUGAGCUCUAUGAGCAGAUUUUAUGUAAAGAGAGUCUGACUGAACGCUGUUACUGGGAGGCUGAGCGUAGCGGGAUGGCAGCUGAUAUAGCAGUGACAUAUAAAGGAAUUAAGAGGAAAGCAGGGAGUAACUGUUGGUUUGGAUACAGUGACAAAACCUGGAGUCUGUACUGCUCUGCUAAUGAAUUCACUGUCUGGCACAAUAAUAUGAGCAGGAAUAUACCAGUCCAUUCAUCCUCUAAGAGAGUAGGAGUGUAUCUGGACUGGUCGGCCGGCACAGUGUCCUUCUUCAGCAUCUCUGACACACACACACUCACACACUUACACACAUUCAACACCACAUUCACUGAACCCCUCUAUGCUGGAUUUAAGGUUUAUGAUUCUGAACUGUCUCUAUGUCAGAUUUAACAACCUGAAACAAUGGAGACAUUGCAAACAACAGAGAUGAGCACAAAUAAUUGCAAAUACUUGCUAAUCAAAUGUAUGAAAAUACAGUACAAAAUACUGGCAUGAUAAUGUACUGUAUUUGAUUAAAGUAAUUUGUAAUGUAAAUAUUUUUUUUUUUGUUUAUAAUCUAGGUUAGGAUAUUGAAACUAUAUGGUUGUCAAACAUUACAUACCAGCUUUGUCCCUCAUACUGAGUUUACAGUACACUGUUGCAAGCCAACAGGAACAAAAGUAGCUCCGUCAGCCAACACAAGAAAUGAAAUGAAAAGUUGGUCAACACAAACUUUUUACACAAACUGACCACCAGUGUUCAGACACCAUAUUAUUUUUUGUGGUCUGAAAAAAAAGAGGUCAUAAUGAUUAGAAAAACACUGCGCAAAUAAUGUGUGCGCAAAUUAUGACUGAAUUUAAAUUUUUAGUUGAAAUGCCAUUAUUGCCAAAUGCCAAAUGCCAAGGCAGUUUCUUUCAUUGGGUUUAUUUAUUAUUAUUUAUUUAUUAUUAUUAUUUAUUUAUUAUUUAUUUUAGAUUUGUUAUAUUAUGUACUUCUUAUUUAAUUAUUUAUAUUUAAAUAGUCAAUCUCUCAAAAUAUUUUGUUACAAAUUACAUCUAAUUAUUUUCCACCAAAAUACUCAAAAGUAAUUAAAUGCAUAUUUUAAAUACAUUUAAUGAAAUAACUGUCCAUCUCUGACAAACUCUUUUUCACACAGUCACAAUUUUGUUCUCUUUCUCAUGCAUUUCAUUGUCCAAGAUCUCAGAAGAAAUAAAAGAUUUGCUGCUUAGUCUGUUAGCUAUUGUGAUAUGCUACUACAUACUUGUGUUUGACAAAAUACAUUUUAAUUUACUGUGAUCUUUUAAAACCUACUGUAGAUCAUAGUUUAGAGGAUCCACAGAUUCUUUCCUCCUGCUGGAUUGUCAGCAGCUGUUCCAUACAUUAGGCAGCUAAAAUCACCUCUAAAUGAUUGAUAUGAUCCUAGUUUAAAUGAGAUCAUCUUCUGCAACACUGGAAUGAUGUAAUGUGUUUUGAUGUUAAGUUAUUUUUGGUUCACUCCUGUUUAACACCAGUGUCAUUGCAAAAUCUUAAUAUACAUAAGAUAUAUUAAGCUACAUUGACAUUGCUUAUUGUGCUAUUUGAAUCAAUAUUCUAAACAAAAAUCUGUUAAUGACUUCAAUAAUUCAUUUAUUUAUCUAAUUCCAUUAAAGUUGUUAUUCUUUAAGCUCUGAGCACUCCUCAAUCAGCAUUCUGAUGAUUCUCUUGCACAAACAUAGGCAUUAGCAUACUGUGGUGAUGAUGAUGAUGUAGAGCAUUACCCCAUAUUUAAUUCACAUACU
Messenger RNA from Labeo rohita (rohu), 4403 nucleotides. RefSeq names its product NACHT, LRR and PYD domains-containing protein 3-like. The record is from RefSeq and is a predicted model, not a curated record. Lineage: Eukaryota; Metazoa; Chordata; Actinopteri; Cypriniformes; Cyprinidae. Gene Ontology annotation, molecular function: protein binding.